Molecule: messenger RNA, 1311 nt
Organism: Penicillium canariense
Lineage: Eukaryota; Fungi; Ascomycota; Eurotiomycetes; Eurotiales; Aspergillaceae
Product: serine/threonine-protein phosphatase
Exons: 3
Coding region: 1-1311 (436 amino acids)
Biological process (GO): double-strand break repair via homologous recombination; peptidyl-serine dephosphorylation
Cellular component (GO): nucleus; cytoplasm
Molecular function (GO): protein serine/threonine phosphatase activity
Source: RefSeq, a predicted model, not a curated record
AUGAGUGACCUAGACAGGGCGAUCGAGCAGCUGCGGGCCUGCCGCCUGAUCCCCGAAAGCCAAGUCCGCGAACUGUGCUACAAGGCGCGCGAGCUCUUAAUCGAAGAGGGCAACGUCGUCUCCGUUGAUGCGCCGGUCACGAUCUGCGGCGACAUCCAUGGCCAAUUUCAUGACCUGAUGGAGCUGUUCCGCGUGGGCGGCGACGUUCCCGACACAAAUUACUUGUUUAUGGGCGACUUCGUCGAUCGCGGCUUCUAUUCGCUCGAGUCCUUCCUCCUUCUCCUAUGCUUGAAAGUGCGCUAUCCCGAUCGCAUCACUCUGAUCCGCGGCAACCACGAGUCACGUCAGAUUACCACCGUAUACGGGUUCUACGAUGAGUGCAUCCGCAAGUACGGCAGCGCCAACGUCUGGCGAUACUGCUGCGAAGUGUUUGAUUAUUUGGCACUCGGCGCCCUCGUGCUUGGCGCUAGCUCGGAGCUUGAACCAACCAUGUCCGGAGGAAACGAUAUAACACAGUCUACGAUGCCUAUCGAUGACGGCGAGCUGGAGACUGAGGUACUGAAUUCGCGUGGAGAAGUUACAAUGAGUACAUACCGCCCCCGACAGCGCUCUUCCUCCGAUGUCUCCACAGACUCCCGAAACAUUUCACCACCACGCGAUAUAUCCGCCGCACCAGGCCAGACCGGCGCGCCUACUCGCACCGGCGCCCCCGGCACAGGCGCCAGUGGAUACGGUAACGGCAGCGCGAUGACCAGCCGCACUGGCGCUGUGCUUUGUGUUCACGGCGGCUUGUCACCCCUAAUUGACUCGGUAGAUAAAAUCCGGCUGAUUGACCGCAAGCAAGAAGUGCCCCAUGAAGGCGCCAUGUGCGAUCUUCUCUGGUCAGACCCCGACGAGAUCGAGGGAUGGGGCCUGAGCCCGCGAGGUGCCGGGUUCCUGUUUGGCGGAGACAUUGUCAAACAAUUUAACCACCUGAAUGGCUUAUCUCUGGUGGCUCGUGCCCACCAGCUUGUCAUGGAAGGGUAUAAGGAGAUGUUUGACGGCGGUAUUGUCACAGUGUGGUCUGCGCCGAACUACUGCUACCGAUGCGGCAAUGUUGCCGCUAUCUUAGAGCUUGGAGAGGAUGCUCGCAACGGCGGCACUGUUGCGCGCAGUAACGGAGAAUAUGGACGGAGCAAUGGUGUUGUUGGUGCGGACGGUGUCGCCAGCACUGUUGUCAGUCCUGGGAGAAGAUACCGCGUUUUCGAGGCUGCAGCGCAGGAUACUAGGGGUAUGCCUGCGAAGAAGCCCGUCGCUGAUUAUUUCCUGUGA